Colletotrichum navitas is the source of this 1239-nucleotide messenger RNA. Its product is annotated as cytochrome P450. NCBI's taxonomy places the organism in Eukaryota, Fungi, Ascomycota, Sordariomycetes, Glomerellales, Glomerellaceae. Gene Ontology annotation, molecular function: heme binding; oxidoreductase activity, acting on paired donors, with incorporation or reduction of molecular oxygen; iron ion binding. The transcript has 2 exons. Bases 1 to 1239 code for a protein of 412 amino acids. The record is from RefSeq and is a predicted model, not a curated record.
AUGUGGUUCUUCUUGAACACUCGGAUCCUUCAAAUAGGUCAGCCAGAGAAGGAGGCCAGCCGCGAUAUCGUGAGUCACAUAUUGCUGAAGCAGAGCGUGCGAGCUCUGCAACCGUUGAUUGACCGGAACAUGGCCAUCCUGCUUCAACGCCUCGGCGAGUUUGCCACAAAAGGGACCCUCUUGAAGCUAGAUGACGCUUUUGCCGCCUUAACCAACGAUAUUGUCCAGUACUACGCCUUCGGGAGGAGCGAGCAUCGCCUCACGGCCUCAGGCUUUGACCUUUCUUUCAGAGAUGCAAUGCUGCAGGGCGGCAAAGCAGGCCACGUUCUGAAGCACUUCCCGUUACUUAUGGGCAUGCUACGCAAAUUGCCUGACUCAGUGUUGGUUAAGCUAAGCCCGGCGAUGGGUGCCUACUCGCAGCUUCAAACCGGCAUCAAGCGCCAGGUUUCCGAGAUCCAAGACGCGCACCGGACACAGGCGUACGAGAAGACGCGGCGCACCAUCUUCCAUGAGAUCCUAAACAGCAAGCUCUCCCAAUACGACAAAUCGACUGACCGCCUCUGGCAGGAAGGUGAGGUUGUUGUGGCCGCGGGAACCAUCACAGCGGCGUGGGCACUAGGCGUGUCGACGUUUUUUGUGCUUGAAACGCCUGCCAUCCUGACGCAGCUGAAAGCCGAGCUCCAGGCUGCUAUUCCUGAUCCGUCGCAGCCACUAAGCCUUGUCGUCCUCGAGGGCCUACCCUUCCUAACGGGAGUGGUCCAGGAGGGUGUCCGCCUCAGUCACGCGAUCUCGCACCGACUGCACCGCAUUUGCCCAGAUGAGAUGCUCGUCUACCGCUCAAGCUUAGGUAAUCGCGAGUGGCAUAUCCCCCCCGGCACGCCGCUCAGCAUGACCAGCAACCUUGUCCACCAUGACGAGCGCGUCUUCCCGGACUCGCACGCCUUCAAGCCUGAGCGCUGGGUCGGGAACCCUCGCCUCGACCGUUACUUGGUGUCCUUUGGCAAGGGCGGCAGAGCCUGCCUUGGGAUUAACUUGGCGUACGCGGAGCUCUAUCUCACCCUGGCGGCGCUAUUCAGGGUAUACGGUACAGCGCAGGUUCAAGGAAAAGAUGAUGUUGGUACGCUGGAGCUUUUUGAGACGACUGCUGCAGACCUGGUUAUUACCAGUGGAACAGUCGUCCCUGUAAUGCCCGAAGAGUCCAAGGGCUUGCGGGUGAAGGUCCACACGAAGUCCAAGUAG